Messenger RNA from Suillus subaureus, 2803 nucleotides. RefSeq lists its product as uncharacterized. The transcript is spliced from 10 exons. The coding region runs from base 368 to 2578 and encodes 736 amino acids. The record is from RefSeq and is a predicted model, not a curated record. Lineage: Eukaryota; Fungi; Basidiomycota; Agaricomycetes; Boletales; Suillaceae.
UAUUCAAGGACCUUCAAGGACCCACUCCUGUCUACAAUCUCAUAAAGCACUCUUUGUAUAUCUUCACGCCGGCCGACCUUGAAGAAGUUUUGUUGAGCUGAAGCUUUCAAGAAUCUUUCCUUGGAACGCGAUCUUUGUUAUUAUCGUCAGGGUCGGGUGCCACAACCCCAACUUUUUAUCUGUCUUUAUACAGGACUGGUGAAACGGCAUAGCAACACGGAAGCAUUCAGGUGAACUCCUUCAGGGGGAUCCUUAAGAGUCGCCACUACCACGCAGAUUCAGCACGUCAGCCGCAUGCCCAUCCUUUUUUGUUUAAAUAACUCGAUCUCCUCCAUUUUCCUUCGUACCAUUUCUCUAUCUUUCCACCAUGCCAAAGCGUAUUCCUACUCCUCCUCCUGGAGACGAUGAACCUCGAUAUCUCACUGUCGUUCACCCGUACGUCCUCGACGGGCAUUGCAACAUGGAGUUGCCCAAGGAUAGACAAGAUUUUGCGCGUUGGGUGGCGUGCUGCAUCGACGCUAAAUACUUCUACGCGUUUUUCCAUAAGCCCAGUGCACGCGACAUGGUUAUCAUCGAAAUAGCUCGCGAGUGCCCCCAGCUUGAUCGCUUACUCGGCGAGCAUCGCUGGAGGGAGUUCUUGAAGAAGCCAUCCAAACAAGAGCAGGAUCAAGUCACGAAGGUUUUUUAUUGCACUUAUAGCACUGGAAGACAAGUGCAGAAGAAUGGCUGGAAGCGUAUAUAUGUCGAAGACGCUUGGUUUACAACGUGGUCGCCGAACAAUCAUCUUAUCACUUUCCCUUAUCCUGAAACCCAUUUUUGUGAAGUGCCGAUUGAGGAUCAGACUAAUCAUCCCAUGUGCAGGCCCCUUCCGGGCGCUGUAAAACCCCCUCCCCCUGAGACCCUGAUUGCCCCUGCACCAAUCGUCGGUUCCCAACAAUGGACCACCGACAGACAGCUACCUGCUCCCAUCGCGAGGGCAGGGGCGUGGGGCAAAGGCGCCCCCAAACUUACAGCACCAGUUGGGAAUGCAUGGAAGGCUGCUAUCGCUACUUCCUCUCCGGCCAUCCCUGGGCUCAAGAAGCAGCCCGCAGUUGGCGGCGGACCCAUCGCAGUGAAAGCAUCUGAUGUUUGGGUCGGCCUUUCUACGCCCUCAGGACUUGGAUCAAACGGGUGGUCAGACUCCCCCACUGGUUCUGGAAUGAACACUCCCCCCAGCGGAGGCCCCUCUCCUUUACCUAGAACAUUAUCGAAUCAAUCUCCCACCGUCCCUCCCGGUCUGAGUGGUCCAAAAGCUUGGGAUGCUGGAACGUCCUACCCUGCUCAUCCUCCCGGAAUUCCGGCAGUACCAAACGCAUGGGGCGCUCCUCGCAUCGAGACGGCGCCUAGCCUCGAUCGCGACAACACAAGUGUCGCUAGCUGGAGCUCUAACGGAGGGUCCUCUAAUGCCAGCACCGAUAUCGUACUCACUCCUGAGGACGACCCAUACAAGGUUCAAGUCCAAAUUUCGGAAAGCAUGGAACAAGCGCUAGACGGGCUGUCGGUCCAUGAUGAUAUAGAUCCCAAUCUCGCUGAGCUGGACUCGAUUGCACCCGGGAAAUGGGAUGAGCCCAUGAGUACCCAUGUUUGGUCGGAUCAUCCCAUUGCCGAUGGGGCUACCUGGGACGAUACUCCUGCGGACGCUGAGGCGCAGUGGAGAGAGCUGAAUGACGACAAGGAGAAGGAGAAGCCGAUCAUAUGCAACGCCCAUGGAAUCAUUUGCAAGAAGGGGAUCUGCAGGGAGUACGCGAAGCAGGUUCGCGAUGCGGAGAGGGCAUCGAAGGAUACAAGUUCGAAUAACAAGAAGGCUAAGGGCAGAGGCAGAGGCAAGGGGUAUGGCAGAGGCGGCGGAGAAGGAGGGGGAGGCACCGAUCGUGGAGGAGAUCGUGGAGGAGCUCCUAACAAUGCUUUCCGAGGUCGCGGCGCACCCGUGAAGUCGACCUGGCGAAGCGCUCCUAGGGCCAUCGUAUCCGCCGCCGCUAUUGAGCGCCGGGAAAGCAACGAAGCGGAAUCUGUCGCAGCUGAAACUCCGAAUGCAUGGGGCAAUACGUCAAAUGCCUCGUGGAGUGUGGGCGAAGAUGUGGCUGAGGAGGAGGCGGAGCCUACGGGCAAUGACGCGCCUGAGCCGUCUGAUGACGGUUGGGGCAAGUCUGUAGCCAGCUUUGAUCCUUGGCAGGCUGAGCCCCCGCCCCAGUCCCAGCAAAGGCCGAAACUUCAGACCCAGCAGAGGUCCCAGUCCCAGUGGAAGCCUCAAUCUCAGGCGCAACCCCAGUCUCAGUGGAGGUCCCAGCAGAAGCCCCAGCCUCAGCAGAAGUUCCAACCCCAGCAGAAAACCCAGCCGAACACCAACGCCAGUAACACCUGGACCAAUCGGAGGGCUCCCACUUCCUGGGCAGAUCAGGUGGACGCACAUAGCGCUGCUGGAUACCCUGAGGAUGAUGGGUAUUCUACCGUUGGUAGCAAGCGUGGUGGGCGGGCCCAGGCGAAGGCCCCCAAGAGUUCUACCAGUGGGUGGGGCACUGUCGACGAGCAACCCUGGUGAGCGUGUUGAGCGAAUAGAAUUGCAGGGUCGUGCCGCCUCUGUAUCUUUCUUUGUAUUUUUACCCGAACCUCCAUUCCUGUCAUUCAUUGGGCGAUAUGUACCAUACCCUGAUCGAUUUUCAUACCUAUGUACUGCAGAAUCACGUUUCGUCUUACCGACUAUAUCCAAUCAACGCCUGCGAUCAUUGUCACAUAAUUGUAUUGAAUACAUACUUUGUGAUUGUUU